CUGAAAGCCAGUGAAUUCAGGCCAGUGACAUGUGCCAGGUUAUUUUUAUGCACGCUCCGAUCGUUCCGCUGAAUUCCCAGGCCCCCUUGUCCGAGGGGUCAGAGCGUGGGUUACCUUCAGUUUCUGGGUGCCACCACGUGGUGCCACAGCUAACUGCACCCGUCCCCCGCUGCUGGGGCGCAGGCAGCCUGUCCCAGGCACGCAGGGCAACCUCGAACCACCAAGCGCUUUGAGGCUGCGGAGCCACAGAGCGGGGGCGGCAGCCCAAAGCUGCACUCGCUGGCUCUUCCUGGACCUCACCGCCUUCAUCCGCCGUCACAUACGCUGGGACGGGGUGAAAUGGCAGCCUCUUCCUCAUCCUCUUCAGCUGGCGGAGUCAGUGGCAGUUCUGUAACAGGAUCGGGGUUCAGCGUUUCGGACCUGGCGCCACCCCGAAAAGCCCUCUUCACUUACCCCAAAGGAGCCGGGGAGAUGCUGGAAGAUGGCUCCGAAAGAUUCCUCUGCGAGUCUGUCUUCAGCUAUCAGGUUGCAUCUACAUUAAAGCAAGUGAAACACGAUCAACAAGUCGCGCGGAUGGAAAAACUAGCCGGUCUGGUGGAAGAGCUGGAGGCAGAUGAGUGGAGGUACAAGCCAAUAGAGCAGCUCCUGGGAUUCACUCCCUCCUCGGGCUGAGUGUGUUUGGAUCGCUGCCUGUCAGGGAGCAGAAGAAAAACAUUCUCUGGCCUGGCUUCAAAACACACCCCCAUUUAUCAGGAUGCUGACAGCUGCAUCGGCAGGACCGGGCUCUUUCUUUUUUUUUUUUUUUUUUUUUUGUCUUUUGAAGUUGGGAGUGGGGAUCCCCCGUAAAGCUGCCAGUAAAUGGAAAUGAUGGGAUUCUUUAAGUCACCUGCAGCGUUACAGGCUGGCAGGGCUGAGUUUCUGUAACUUGGAAGGUAGGAUCGGUUUUGCAGAACUCGGAUGAUCACCGUGUUGUUUACAGAGAAGAAAGACUUGCAGCAUGGUGGCACAGAAACCAACCUAAUAACUCGCUCCGGCCUUUCCCCAGCAUGUGGCCGAAGGAAGGACUGGGUGAUCCGCAGGCCGGCAAGCCCGCAUCUUUGCCGCUCGAGCCGGGCCUCUGUAAAGCAGAGGUAUGACAUCCUGCCAAAAACGCUCUUCGGCCCUAGCCGUUGUUUUCUGGGGGUGAGCAGGGUGAGAACUGUCCCAGGUCGGCUGAGGGGGGACAAGCGGUGAUGUUUCCUCCAGAGGUACCUCGUGUAUCCCCGACGCCGUUCUCUCUCCGUUGCCGCUUCUCUUGUUGCCUGCACAGCGAGCGCUGGUAGGACACUGCUCUCUGAUGCAGAAGCUGUAUCUUUAAUACCCUGAAACUUUUUUUUUUUUUUCCCCUUUUUCUUAUGUAUUGGAUUGCUCUGUGAUAAUAAAAUAAUUCUGUCUUUGAAA
Molecule: messenger RNA, 1440 nt
Organism: Grus americana (Whooping crane)
Lineage: Eukaryota; Metazoa; Chordata; Aves; Gruiformes; Gruidae
Gene: ANAPC16
Product: anaphase promoting complex subunit 16
Exons: 4
Coding region: 340-672 (110 amino acids)
Biological process (GO): protein ubiquitination
Cellular component (GO): cytosol; kinetochore; anaphase-promoting complex
Source: RefSeq, a predicted model, not a curated record